Sphaerodactylus townsendi is the source of this 14064-nucleotide messenger RNA. It is a transcript of the gene KMT2A, whose product is annotated as lysine methyltransferase 2A. The record is from RefSeq and is a predicted model, not a curated record. Gene Ontology annotation, molecular function: histone H3K4 methyltransferase activity; zinc ion binding; protein binding. The coding region runs from base 31 to 11730 and encodes 3899 amino acids. The transcript is spliced from 35 exons. Gene Ontology annotation, cellular component: histone methyltransferase complex; nucleus. Gene Ontology annotation, biological process: positive regulation of DNA-templated transcription. Lineage: Eukaryota; Metazoa; Chordata; Lepidosauria; Squamata; Sphaerodactylidae.
CGCUCUCUGGCUCGUCGCCUCACAAGGAAGAUGGCGCACAGCGGUCGCUGGCGCUUCCCGGCCCGGCCGGGCACUGGCGCCUGGGGCCGCCGCGGGCUCGGGGGCUGCCGCGUGCGGGUGCCGGCCGUCUGCAGCCUGCGCGGGGAGCCGCCAGACGAGCGCCCGCGGGAGCGGCCCGCAGGGGGCGGAGGGGGAGGCGGCGGCGCGGCGGGAAGCGGAGGGGGCGGGGCGGGCGGCCCUUGCGCGGCGGCGGCGGCGGCGGCGGCCUCCUCCUCCUCCACCGCCGCCGCCGCCUCUUCCUCCUCCUCCUCGUCCUCCUCCUGCGGCUCGUCGGCCGGGGUGGCGCCGGGAUUCGACGCGGCGCUCCAGGUCUCUGCCGCCAUCGGCAUCAACCUGCGCCGGUUCCGGGCGGCCUGCGGCGUCGAGGCCGGCAGCGGAGAGGAUGAGCAGUUCCUGGGCUUUGGUUCAGAUGAUGAAGCUAAAGGACAAAGUCCCACCAAAUCUUCCACAGCCAAGUCUAAUACAAGGAAGCCACGUGGGAGACCCAGAAACAGCUUGGACCGAAGUUCAACCAUGCUCUCCGAGUCCUCCACAACUUAUUCCCCUUCAAACAGACCAGAACUCACACCCACAGAAAAAGUACAGAAGAACGAACUGAAAAGUGAAGAAAAACGACGAGGGAGGCCUCCUGCCCUUGGCAGCAUGAAGUUCAAAAUCAGACACAUGAAGGGCACAGCAGAUGCUCAAAAGAGGGGCAAGGAGGAAAAGGAGAAUCUAAAGAAAGUGAAGCGGGCACCGUCUACGGCCUUUCAGCAUGCAACAAAAAUCAAGAAGCUGCGAGCAGGCAAGCUCUCUCCGCUGAAGUCUAAAUUCAAAUCUGGCAAGCUCCACCUUGGAAGAAAAAGUGUACAGCUGGUGCGUCGGAGAGGCCGGCCACCAUCUUCCGAUCGCUUGAAUGCUGCUCUGGCUACAGCGGAGAGUUCUCAGCUGGACAGAGCCCAGCGGAUCAGAAAGGAGAAAGACGGCGUGUCGCUGCUUCCCAAAGAAGAAAAGCCUGCAGUCCGGCAGAGCCCUCGCAGGAUCAAGCCCGUGAGGAUCAUCCCUUCCUCCAAGAGAACAGACGCCACCAUUGCUAAGCAACUCUUGCAGAAGGCAAAAAAGGGGGCCCAGAAAAAGAUUGAGAAAGAAGCAGCAAAGCUGCAGGGACGCAAGGCAAGAACUCAGCUCAAAAAUAUCCGCCAGUUCAUCAUGCCAGUGGUGAGCGCCAUCUCUUCCCGAAUCAUUAAAACUCCCAAGCGCUUCAUUGAAGAUGAGGACUACGACCCACCCGUCAAAAUCGCCCGCUUGGAGUCGACACCGAACACCCGGUUCAGUGCCACCUCCUGUGAAUCCAGUGAGAAGUCCAGCGGGGCCUCCCGUCACUCCUCACAGGCAUCGUCGGAUUCCUCCCGGUCCAGCAGCCCCAGCGUUGACACGUCCACUGAUACACAGGCCUCAGAAGAGGUGCAAGGACUGUCUGAAGAAUGCAGCAACACUCCGGAGGUAGUUCCCUCUUCCCUGCCUGACUCCCCAUCCCCUGAGAAUGAGAGUGGUGAGCGGAGGAGGAGGAGGCGGAGGAGGAGGAGGCGGAGGAGGAGGAGGAGGUUUUCUGUGGCAGAGCGCAGUUUUGGACCCAAGAUAGCCAAAAAGCUGCCCAGCCUCCAGAGUGUCUCCCAGCAGCAGUCCUCCUCUGCCUCUCCACCCCCGCCCCUCCUGACCCCACCCCCGCCCCUUCAACCAGCUGCCAGCAUCUCUGAGCACGCCCCUUGGCUCAUGCCCCCCACAAUCCCUUUGGCUUCACCCUUCUUACCCUCUUCUGCUGCACCCAUGCAGGAGAAGCGGAAGUCCAUUCUGCGAGAGCCAACGUUCCGGUGGACCUCUCUGAAGCACUCCAGGUCUGAACCUCAGUACUUUUCCUCAGCAAAAUAUGCCAAAGAAGGACUUAUCCGCAAACCCAUAUUUGAUAACUUCCGGCCUCCCCCACUGACCCCUGAGGAUGUUGGUUUUGCUUCUAGUUUCUCAGCUGCUGGCGCCCCGGCUCCGACACGCUUAUUUUCCCCUCUGCACUCUGGGACCAGGUUUGAUGUGCACAAGAGGAGCCCUCUGCUGCGAGCGCCGAGAUUCACUCCGAGCGAGGCCCACUCCCGCAUCUUUGAAUCCGUCACCUUGCCUUCCUCUGUGAGUCGAGCUGCUGGAGGAGGCGCUGCUGCAUCCGUCACUUUGAGGAAACGAAAGAGGAGAGUGUUCAGCCCGAUUCGAUCAGAGCCCAGAUCUCCCUCACACUCCAUGAGAACAAGGAGCGGGCGGCUGAGCAGCUCAGAGCUCCCUUCUCUCCCGCCCCAGUCGUCAGGCUCUUCUUCGCUUGCCAGCAUUUCCGUGGGGUCCUUGACCACCAGUGCCUUAAAUGCCAGCUUCACUUUCCCUGCCCAUUCCCUUUCCCAGCCUGGAGAGUCAGCAGAGAAAAGCCAGAGGCCCAGAAAGCAGGCAGGAGUCCCGCUGGUAGAGCCUUUCUCCCCCAGCAGCCCUGCUCCCCUCUUCCCGUGGUUCACCCCGAGUUCUCAGACCGAGAGGGGCAAGAACAGAGACAACACCUCUGAGGAGCCGUCCAAAGACAGCGGCCGGAGUGUUGAGAAGGAGAAGGGCCGAGAGAGAGACCGAGAGCGGGAGAAAGAAAACAAGCGGGAGUCCCGGAAAGAGAGGCGAAAGAAGGCCCCUGACAUUCAGAGCAGCUCUGCGUUGUUCCCCGCGGCUCGUGUUUCAAAAGGGAGGGUGGUCGUCCAUGAAGACCCCACCAUUUCCUCCUCUGUCAAAAAAGCUGCGGGGCGGAAGAAAUCCGCAGCUGCUGAGCCCGUGGCUGGUGUGCCUGCCGUGGUUCUGAUGGAUUCAGCAACAGCCAUCAAGACCAAGAUGGCCAAGAGGGGUCGGGGAGGCUUGGAGAAGGCCAGCCCAGACCUCGGCCCUUCCGCCCCUUUGGUGGAAAAGGAGGAUGCUCUGAGGCUGCCUGCAGCUUCCUCAAUCAGCUCUAUGUUGGCUCAUGCAGACAAGCUGCCCAUGACUGACAAGAGGGUGGCCAGCCUCCUCAAGAAAGCAAAAGCCCAGCUGUACAAGAUCGAGAAGAGCAAGUCGCUCAAGCAGGUGGAUCAGCCAAAGGCACAGGGUCAAGAGAGCGACUCCUCAGAGGCCUCGGUGAGAGGGCCACGCAUCAAGCACGUCUGUAGGAGAGCAGCUGUUGCACUUGGGCGUAAGCGAGCCGUCUUCCCAGAUGACAUGCCCACUCUGAGUGCCUUGCCGUGGGAAGAGAGGGAGAAGAUACUGUCUGCCAUGGGGAAUGAUGACAAGUCCUCUGUUGCUGGUUCAGAAGAGGCUGAGCCCCAGGUGCCGCCCAUCAAGCCCAUCAAGCCCGUGACCAGACACAAGCCCCCCCCAGAACCUCCCGUAAAGAAAGGCCGGCGCUCCAGGCGCUGUGGCCAGUGUCCGGGCUGCCAGGUGCCGGAGGACUGCGGUGUCUGUACCAAUUGCCUGGAUAAGCCAAAGUUUGGGGGGCGUAACAUUAAGAAACAGUGCUGCAAGAUGAGGAAGUGUCAGAACUUGCAAUGGAUGCCAUCGAAAGCCUUUCUGCAGAAGCAAGCCAAAGCUGUGAAAAAGAAAGAGAAGAAAUCCAAAUCUGGCGACAAGAAAGAGAGUCAAUCUGGGAAGAGCCAGUCCGACUCCGGGCAGAAAGCUGCUUCCCAGCCUGUCCUGACGAGAGAGGACCCCCCUGCAAAGAAAGGCAGUGAGCCUGCCCGGAAGCCCAGCGAGGAGAAGAACGAGGAGGGGCCGCAGCCAUCUCCCCCAGACAACAAGCAAGCCCCUCUGCCUGCUGUCAGGAAAGCCAGCAAACAGGCCCUGCUUCCUGUGUCGGGGCCCCCCCCUCCACCCGCUAGCUCAGGCCCACCCAGAAAGGAAGUCCCUCGAAGCACCCCUGCUGAGCCCAAGAAGAAGCUUGCUCCGCCUCCAGAGGCAGGUGUAGAGCAAAGCAAACAAAAGAAAAUCCCUCCUCGUCCAAGCUUACCAGUGAAACAGAAGCCAAAAGAAAAGGAAAAGCCCCCUCCAGCCAGCAAGCCAGAAAACAGCAUGCUCAGCUUGUUAAGCACUCUGUCAAACAGCAGCAGUUCCAAGCAGAAGUCUGUUGCAGACGGAGUCCACAGGAUCCGAGUGGACUUCAAGGAGGACUGCGAAUCUGAGAAUGUUUGGGAGAUGGGCGGUUUGGGCAUUCUGACCUCUGUACCAAUAACUCCGAGAGUGGUCUGCUUUCUCUGUGCCAGCAGUGGACACCUGGAGUUUGUGUAUUGCCAAGUGUGCUGUGAACCCUUCCACAAAUUCUGCCUCGAGGAGAGUGAGCGCCCCCUGGAGGACCAACUGGAGAACUGGUGCUGCCGCCGCUGCAGGUUCUGCCAUGUGUGCGGGAGGCAGCAUCGGGCCGCCAAGCAGCUGCUGGAGUGUAACAAGUGCCGGAACAGCUUCCACCCGGAGUGCCUGGGGCCAAACUACCCGACCAAGCCGACCAAGAAGAAGAAGGUCUGGAUCUGCACCAAGUGUGUCCGAUGCAAAAGCUGCGGUGCAACAACGCCCGGCAAAGGGUGGGAUGCCCAGUGGUCUCAUGACUUCUCGCUGUGCCACGAUUGUGCCAAGCUCUUUGCAAAAGGGAACUUCUGCCCGCUCUGCGACAAGUGCUACGAUGAUGAUGACUACGAGAGCAAGAUGAUGCAGUGUGGGAAAUGUGACCACUGGGUCCACUCCAAGUGUGAGAACCUUUCAGAUGAGAUGUAUGAGAUCCUCUCCAGCCUGCCAGAGAGUGUGGCUUACACGUGCAGCAACUGCACCGACCAGCAUCCUCCCGAAUGGCGCCUGGCCCUGGAGAACGAGCUGCAGCUGUCCUUGAAGCAGGUUGUGGCAGCCCUGCUUGGCUCCCGGACCACCAGCCACUUGCUGCGCUACAGACAGGCAGCCAAGCCUCCUGAUCUGAAUCCUGAGACCGAGGAAAGCAUUCCGUCCCAGACCUCUCCAGAAGGUCCAGACCCUCCAGUGCUGACCGAAGUCAGCAAGCAAGAGGAGCAGUCCCCGCUGGACCUGGAGGGUGUGAAAAGGAAACUGGACCAAGGAGGCUACUCUUCCGUGCUGGAAUUGAGUGAUGAUAUUGUCAAGAUCAUUCAAGCAGCCAUGAAUGCUGACGGAGGGCAGCCAGAACUCAAAAAAGCCAACAGCCUGGUGAAGUCUUUCUUUACUCGGCAAAUGGAACGAGUUUUUCCAUGGUUCAGUGUAAAGAAAUCUAGAUUUUGGGAACCUAAUAAAGUCACACCCAAUAGCGGAAUGCUGCCAAAUGCAGUCUUGCCUCCGUCCCUCGACCAUAACUAUGCUCAGUGGCAGGAACGUGAAGAAAACAGUUGUGCUCAGCAGCCCCCACUGAUGAAGAAAAUAAUUCCUGCUCCCAAACCGAAAGGCCCUGGAGAACCAGAUUCCCCGACACCACAGCCUCUGCCCGCUGCGCCCGUGUCCAGUUCUGACCAAGGCAGAGAGGACAGUCCGGACCUUGUCCCACCCCCAGAUGUGGAAGACAACCGGCAGUGUGCUCUUUGCUUGAAAUAUGGCGAUGAUGGGGCAAACGACGCAGGACGUCUUCUUUACAUUGGCCAGAAUGAGUGGACACACGUGAACUGUGCCCUGUGGUCUGCAGAGGUCUUUGAGGAUGAUGAUGGCUCCUUGAAGAAUGUGCACAUGGCAGUGAUCCGAGGAAAACAGCUGAGGUGUGAGUCCUGCGUGAAGUCAGGGGCCACGGUGGGGUGCUGCCUGGCUUCCUGCACAAGCAAUUAUCACUUCAUGUGCUCUCGGGCUCAAAACUGCCUCUUCCUGGAGGACAAGAAAGUCUACUGCCAGCGGCACCGGGACCUGAUCCAAGGGGAGGUGGUGCCUGAGGAUGGUUUUGAGGUCCUGAGGAGGGUCUUUGUGGAUUUUGAAGGGAUUAAUUUGAGGCGGAAGUUUUUCAGUGGCCUGGAGCCAGAGAACAUCCAUAUGAUGAUCGGGUCCAUGACUGUCGACUGCCUCGGAAUUCUGAAUGAUCUUUCUGAUUGUGAAGAUAAACUUUUCCCUAUUGGCUACCAGUGCUCUCGGGUGUACUGGAGCACAACAGAUGCAAGGAAGCGCUGUGUGUACACUUGCAAGAUUGUGGAGUGCCGCCCUUCCAACUCAGAGCUAGAUAUCAAUAGCACCGUGGACCACGAUGACAACAGAACCAUCGCUCAUAGCCCCAUGCCACCCCCUGUAGAAAUCCUCACUAAAGAAGUCUCUGCAGCUGUGAGCCCGGUGUGUUCAGACCUUCCAGCGCAACUGCAGAACUGCAAGACCCUGCGGAUGAGAAGGCCAAGUUUUGCCCCUGUCCAGCGAUCCCCUGGUUCAAGGCCGCUGCCCUCUGCAGGGAGUCCUACCCCCGUGACUCACGAGAUCGUGACUGUGGGAGAUCCGCUGCUCUCAUCUGGACUCCGGAGAAUUGGCUCCAGGAGGCACAGUGUGUCUCCUCUGUUCCCCUUGCAGUUCAGGUCCUGGCUGCUGUCUGCCAGCAGAGCCAGGGCCACCCACUCCAGGCCCAGCAUGUCCCCAGCACCCUCCCAGGAUCAGCAGGAUUGGAGCACACCACCAGCAGAACCACUGCAGGGCUCAGCAGCCUCCUGUGCUGCUCUCCAGAGCAGCUCUGCCUCUCCUCGGUCCCAGAAAUCAGCCAUGACAAGUGGAAGUAAAGUUUCUUCUCUGGAGGGAUCCGUCUCUUUGCCAGCGGCACCUCCUGGAGGGGCCAUCCCUGCAAAUGCCGAGAAAGCCAAGUUCCUGUGCUGCAAAGACUCCAGCGCUCCCCCUGGGAGUUCUCAGGAAGGUGCUCCGGUGGCAGGCAUGGCUGGUCCUGAGCCCAGCACCAACCCAGCAGAGAAGCUCCUGGACCCUCUGCCCGUAUUGUUUCCCCCCAAAGACAUGGCAGCCCCUCCGCUCUGCCACCAGAGAGCCCCAAAGAAGGAGCAGAGCCAGCAGGCGGACGCCCCCCAGCCAGAAACACCCAAGGCUUUUGUGGAGGCGGAAGCAAAGGCCUCCAAGACACCUGACGGGAGUAGCAAGCCUCCUCCAGGCAGCGAGCCUCUUCCCCUCGUGAGCAGAGAGAAGCGGCAGACAGGCAAGAAGGGCACGAAGGAGAGGCUUCCCAGCAAGCGCCUCUCCAGUUCCAGCCUCCUCCCGGCCAGCAGUGAAGGAAGCGCAGAGCUGGAAUGUGCUUACCCAGCAGCCCCCGAGCCCUGCAGCAGGGCUGUGGCGGAGAAGGCGGCCGGGAGUCACGCGCUUCUGCAGAGGACCUCCAAGGCCCCUGCUUUCCAUGGCGAACUGGCCCCAUCAAAAGACCUGCAGACCUCGCAGAAGCGCACGGUGAAAGUCACCCUGACUCCCCUCAAGAUGGAAGGGGAGAACCAGCCCAGAACCGUGCCGAGGGAGAGCAAUGCCGACGCUGUGUCUCAGGACAGCAAGCCGCCUUCUGUGGCCGAGCCUUCUUCUGCAGCGGGGCCUGAGGCCCAGGACAGACCAGGUGACACUUCCAUUCCCCAGUCCCAGAGAGAUGCCUACCAGGGUCUUCCCGGACAAGAUGGCAACUUGAUACUCCAGGACGGGGCUAAAGCACAGGAAGAUGGAGCUUACAAGCGGCGGUACCCCCGGCGCAGCGCCCGGGCCAGAUCCAACAUGUUCUUUGGGCUGACUCCCCUGUAUGGCGUAAGGUCUUAUGGCGAAGAAGACUUUCCCUUCUUCAGCAACUCCACUGGGAAAAAGCGAGGCAAGAGGUCUGCUGAAGGGCAAGUGGACGGUGCAGAUGAUGUCAGCACAUCCGAUGAAGAAGAUCUCUACUACUACAACUUUGCCAGGACCGUGGUGUCCAGCACAGGGGAGCACCUGGCACCCCACAGCUUAUUCAGAGAAGAGGAGCAGUGUGGACUUCCCAAAAUCUCCCAGCUCGACGGUGUGGAUGACGGCUCAGAGAGUGAUGCGAGCAUCACAGUGACCACAAGGAAAGUUAAUCCAGUGGCCAAAAGGGGUGGCAAAGAGAACGGGACAGAAAACCUAAAACUUGACAGGAGUGAAGAAAGUGGGGGGAAAGCUCCUGCCACUAAGACCUCAGCUGGCUCCAAAAGCACCGACCCAAAGAUGGAGAACUGCCGGGUCAAACCUCAGGGCCAGGACUCACUGGAAGCUCAGCUCAGCUCCUUGGAUGCAGGUCGCCGACCUCGUGCGAGUACUCCUUCGGACAAAACUCUUUUGGAUACCUUCAACACCGAGCUCCUGAAAUCGGACUCCGACAACAACAACAGUGAUGACUGCGGGAACAUUCUCCCUUCGGAUAUCAUGGACUUUGUCCUGAAAAAUACCCCCUCCAUGCAGGCCCUGGGAGAGAGUCCCGAGUCUUCUUCCUCCGAACUCUUGACACUGGGGGAGGGGCUGGGUCUUGACAGCAACCGGGGCAAGGAUAUGGGCCUCUUUGAAGUGUUUUCUCAACAACUGCCAACAACAGAACCAGUGGACAGCAGCGUUUCGUCAUCAAUAUCUGCAGAGGAGCAGUUUGAGUUGCCGCUGGAACUUCCUUCUGAUCUCUCCGUCUUAACCACUCGAAGCCCUGCGGUCCCCAGCCAGAACCACAGCAGGCUGGCUGUCAUUUCAGAAUCGUCUGGGGAGAGAUCGAUGUUAGCUUUGUCUUCCGGAGAUUCUGCGGAAAAGAGAGUGGCGGGCUCGGAGAAACCUGCCACGAGUGAAGGAGAGCCAGCUCUCCUAAGCCCACCAGUGGACCCCAGCCCAGAAGGACAUAUGACCCCUGACCCCUUCAUUCAGGGUCACCUGGAGGCAGACCAUAUUGCUAGCCCGCCCUGUGGGCAAGUUGAGCAAAGCCAUGGAGCCAGCCAAGAUUUGGCCAGGAACAGCGGGACACCUGCUCUCCCGGUCCCAGCUUCGCCCUCCCUCCCUCUUCAGAGCCCCAAAUACGGUCCCAACUCAGCAGAGAGCCCGGGCCCGUCUCAGAUCUCGAGUGCUGCUGCGCAGGCUGGCCCCCACCAUCUCAAGGCGGCUGCCGAGAAGCUUUUAGUGGUGAACCAGAACAUGCAGCCGCUCUACGUCUUGCAGACUCUUCCCAACGGGGUCACCCAGAAGAUACAGCUGACCUCCUCCGUCAGCUCUGCGCAGGGCGUGAUGGAGGCCAGCCCUUCUGUGCUCGGGCCCAUGGGUGCCGGGCUGGCCUUGGCCGGCUUGCCCUCGUCCCAGCCGCUCUUUCCUCCGGCCAGUAAAGGUCUGCUGCCUCUGCCGCAUCACCAGCACCUGCACUCCUUUUCCGCAGCGCCCCAGAGUGGCUUCGCGCCCGCUCUUGGCAGCCCUGCCCCAGGCCUGCUGAUUGGUGUCCAGCAGCCACCCGAGCCAGAAGCCACUCAGAGGGCGGAUGCUGGCCCUGCGGCCACCACCCCUUCUGCUGGCCUGGUCAAGAAAAGGCCUAUCGCUCGCCUGCCGUCACGGAAGCAUAAGAAGGUGGCCCCUUCCUCUGCCGCCUCUCCUGACUUGGUCUCAAACAUGACACUAAUCAACUUCGCCCCCUCCCAGCUCCCCAGCCAUUCGGGCCUGCUGGAUCUGGGAACAGGCAGCAACUCUGCCCCCCACAGAACCCUCCCCAACAUCAUCAAGCGCUCCAAGGCGGGGGUGAUGUACUUUGAGCAGGCAACCCUGUUGCCCCAGGCUGCAGCAGCUGGGGUUGGGACCCCCCCUCCUGCGGCUGGGCAGGAAUCAGGACACCUGGCCACGGGACCUGUGGCUGGCCUCAGUGCCACGCCGUCUGUUCUGAACGUGGUCCCUAUGCAGACAUCAGCAGCAGUGUCUUCUGCGGGCACAGCGGCUCCUGGGCAUGUGCUGGGACCUGGGUCAGUGGCACUGGGCAGCCCUGGACUGCAGGGCGUCCCAGACCUCGGCUCUCUCAGCAGCCUGCUGAUCAAAGCCUCCCAGCAGGGCCUGGGCCUCCCAGAGCAGCAUGCGGGUGGGCCAGCCACUGGCUCGGGGUUGUUCUCACAGCUUGGCCCCACCUCCGCACUGGCUGCAGCCUCGGGCCCCUGUGCCUUGCCUUCAGCACAGCCUGUGGGCAUCACCACCACAGACCCAGAAGGGUCUUACCAGCCUGUGACACCCGGACCAGGCAGCAAAACCGGGACUGUCCUGUCCAAGGAGGACCUCGUCCCUACACAGACUGCUUCGCUCUCGUGCUUCCCUCCGUUGGUGGACGUUGCUGAUGCUGCAGCUCCAGAACAAAGCCCACCUUCCCCUCUGGCUGCCCAUCCCCACUCCGCUGCCCCACCUGCUGACCAGCCAGCCCCCGCCUGCUCUGGGCCAGGCUCCCUGAAAGCCAAGCUCAAAGUGAAGAGGCUCCAGCCCUCCUCAGACAGCAAAGCGUCCGGGAAGAAGCACAAACCCUCUCACCCUUGGGGCCCUUCGCAGGAGAAACACGUGUCCCACCGAGGGGCCUGUGCAGCAGCCCAGGAUUCCUCGUGUGUCGGGCAAACUCCAUCAUCUCCCCCAGAAUCACAGCCUGCCCAGAAUGCUGCCAGCAAGUCAGAAAAUGCAGAUGCCAAAACUGCAGAGGAGGAGGAGGAAGAGGAAGAGGAGGAGGAGGAGGGCCCUUUCAGCUCCCCUCUCAUCUUCUGGCUGCAGCAAGAACGGAAGAGGAAGGAGAGCCUGGCAGAGAGGAAGCCAAAGAAAGGACUGAUUUUUGAGAUCUCAAGUGAUGACGGCUUUCAGAUCUGCUCCGAAAGUAUUGAAGAUGCCUGGAAGUGCUUGACUGACAGAGUCCAGGAGGCCCGCUCCAACGCUCGCCUGAAGCAGCUGUCUUUCACAGGCGUGAGUGGGCUCAGAAUGCUGGGCAUCCUCCACGAUGCCGUCGUCUUCCUGAUCGAGCAGCUCUCUGGAGCAAAGCACUGCCGCAACUACAAGUUCCGGUUCCACAAGCCCGAGGAAGCCAAGGAGCCGCCAGUCAACCCACACGGCUGUGCCAGGGCAGAGGUGCACCGGAGGAAGUCUGCCUUCGACAUGUUCAACUUCCUGGCUUCCAAGCACCGCCAGCCGCCUGAGUACAACCCCAAUGAGGAGGAGGAGGAGGAAGUGCAGCUGAAGUCUGCCCGGAGGGCCACCAGCAUGGACCUUCCGAUGCCUAUGCGGUUCCGACACUUGGAGAAGACCUCCAAGGAGGCUGUUGGAGUUUACAGGUCCCCCAUCCAUGGCCGGGGCUUGUUCUGCAAAAGAAACAUCGAUGCGGGAGAGAUGGUCAUUGAAUAUGCUGGCAAUGUGAUCCGCUCCAUCCUAACUGACAAGCGGGAGAAAUACUAUGAUGGCAAGGGCAUCGGCUGCUACAUGUUCCGCAUCGAUGACUCGGAGGUGGUGGAUGCCACCAUGCACGGGAACGCUGCCCGCUUCAUCAACCACUCCUGCGAGCCCAACUGCUAUUCCCGGGUCAUCAACAUUGACGGCCAGAAGCACAUCGUCAUCUUCGCCAUGCGCAAGAUCUACCGUGGCGAGGAGCUCACCUAUGACUACAAGUUCCCCAUUGAGGACGCCAGCAACAAACUGCCCUGCAACUGUGGCGCCAAGAAAUGCCGCCGGUUCCUCAACUGAUCGGGCCUGGGGGCUGGCUUGGCAGGUGGGGUGGGGGCACCCCUCCCGAGCAUCCUGGUCCUCCCAAGAAGAGGGUCGUCGAGGAGAUGAGCCCGUGGAGCAGGGUCUCAGCGGGAGCCUUUCCAGAGACGCAGAGCCGUGUGCCACGGAGGAUGCUCUGAGUGUGGGGGCUGGGAGCCUCACCUGUGCCUGGCCUAGCUGUCCUCCUGCCUUGGUGGGCCUGUUGGUGGCUUUCCCUUGAAGCAGCACCUGUGCGGGAGCAGAGGAGGCAGGGGUGCUGCUAGUCAGCCAGGCCCCAGCCCCCUCCCCUGCCAGUGCAGAACCUGCAGAGAGGAGGUGCCCUUCCCUCACUGUGAGCAUGCCCAGGGCGAGGGUUCUAGGCAGGGGACGGCCUCCAUCAGACCAGAAAGUCUCUGAGCCAAUAGGAAAGCCGGAUUGUGAUUACACCGGAUGGAGGGGGCGGAGCUUGGCACCCCCAUGAGAGCAUCUCCUUUCCGCCCGUUCGGUUCCCGCCUCUCGAAUUGCAUCAUUAGAUUUUACUUGGUUCUGUUUACAGUUUUAGUAUUUAAAAUUUUGUAAAUGUAAAUAAUUUUGUAUAUUUUUCUAUGAGAAGCACUUCAUAGGGAGGAGCACUUAUGAGACUAUUUUUUCAACUGUGGUGUCAUCCUAAUUUAAGAGACUCUGUUUCUGAUUUGAGCUGGGGGGGGGAGGGGCGCUGUUGACUCCUUCCUGCAGAGGAGGGGCUGAGCCUUGCGGUCGCCGCUGGUCCUUGCCAGACAUCUUUGGUUGGACCUGGAAGGACUCUGCCUUGUGAGGGAGGAGGUCCCUGCCGCCCUUCCCUCUGCCCCUCCCGGCCUUGGUAGCUGAGCAUCUCCUGGCACCAGGUGCCUUCCAGGCCAACAAGCACACUCCAUACAUUUGCCCCACCUGCCAUCCGCCUGGAAUGAGCCGUCCAGCACCACGGAAAGCCCCACCUGGCCUGGAGGAGGGGCACAGUGUUCCUUCUCUGGCCAUCAGUCUUCUCCCGGCUGGAACUUGGAGGGAGGGGACCCAUCAGACCUGGGCACAGGGGAGGCAGCCUGUCCCGUUGCCUGGAGAACACUCUGAGCGUGAUCCCAGGGGCCGGGGAGAGUCAGUGGAACUCACUGUCCCUUGCUGCUUCUAGGUCUGCCCUGCUGCCAUCAGUGGCAGCUGCUGUGGCCAGUUAAACUGUCUGUUGGCUGAGGAAGCCAGGAGGGUUGCUGCCCUGGGAGGGGGGGGGUCCCAGUUGCUCCAACUGGCUUGGCUUCUCUGCACAAGGGGAGGGGCAGAAGGAGGGCCCCUCCUCGCAGCUUCCCAGCGAUAUGAAUGUAUAUUUCUAAGGACUGACAGAGAUCAUGAAACCUGAGAAUACGAAGACUCAAACCUCUAAGGUGUUUAUUUUUUUAAAGGAAAAGCGGGUCAUUGCAAAGGGCUGGGUCUUUCCUCCGUUGCAAAGCAAUACUGGGUUCUUCUGCCAGAUGUCCUUUGCGCAGAAUCAAGUCAUUUGCCCCUUGACUGCUGGUCCGCCCACCCCACGUCCUCCCCCAAACACACACCUGCAAGGUUUUAUAACUAUAAAUAUGGUAUAUAUAGGAACUACUAUUGUAAUGCACCGUGUCUUGAAGCCUGGCUUUGAAUUCUCUUUAACACUAUAGAUCAAGGUUAUCUUGCAACUGCUCCACCGGCAGGCAGGCAGGCAGCCCAGCCAGCCAAGGGGGGUGAGGGCCGCUCCCCUGCCUGAGCCUGCUGGCGAGAGGAUCCUUUGCAAGGAAUUAUCCUGGCUUUUCCGUGUGACCAGUCAAUACUUGUACAACUUGUUUCUCUUCCUCAGGGCCCCGUCCUUGUCGGGGUGCCUCAGCCGUGUCAUGUGCUUUCCUAGUAUCUGAAGAGCCGACCCUGCCGCUUUGCCUCUCGGCCAAGAGCUGUCCUUGUGGUGUUCCUUUGAUUCAGUGUCGGUAGUAAGUACUUGUUUCAAGCCGUGCAAACGCUCUGCUGCAAACACAGGGUUCUGUUUCAAACAAAAUGCAACUUAUGUCAAAACAAUCUUCAGUUUUGUUUUCUUCUGUUCUUCCAGACUUGGAUUUUUUUUUCUUUCAAAAGAGGAAACGUGUCUCUAGUGCGUCAGUGUUAAUUCCCUGCCAUCCCAGGGAUGAAGGAAGUUCUUUUAAUGGUUCAAGAAAUGACUGAAUGUAAAAAAAAAGUGUAUAUAGUUGUAAAAAAAAGGAGUUUUUAAACAUGUUUAUUUUCUAUGCACUUUUUUUAUUUAAGUGAUAGUUUAAUUAAUAAACAUGUCAAGUUUAUUGCUUCAGAGAA